Messenger RNA from Panicum virgatum (switchgrass), 1666 nucleotides. Its product is annotated as protein FIP1-like. The coding region runs from base 200 to 1267 and encodes 355 amino acids. Gene Ontology annotation, cellular component: lysosomal membrane; late endosome. The transcript has 14 exons. NCBI's taxonomy places the organism in Eukaryota, Viridiplantae, Streptophyta, Magnoliopsida, Poales, Poaceae. The record is from RefSeq and is a predicted model, not a curated record.
AAGUCGAAUGAAAACGUAAGUUACCGGCCGCGCAGGUCAAUUCCAAUUCACCGGACGCGCUGUAAACAAACCAGAGUUGCGAGCUAAGCUUAACGCGUUCUGCCCUUCGGAUCCGAAAGUUGGAGGAGGGCGAGGAGGAGGAGAGCGCGGAGGCGAGGCCUGCGCGGUUUCCCCUGCGGCGCCGGCAGCGGGGGAGGCGAUGGCGCACGAGCGGGGCGGCGCGGCAUCCACCCCUGCGGCGGCACCAACCUCCGAGGAGGACGCGCUGUUCAUUGAUUUACUACAUGAAGCCCCCCUGUCCGGUCAUCGUGAACCUAGAAGCAUAGUUGGUGGCACCUUGUACUGUAUCUUGUUGGUAGGUCUUGCUUCUGUUGCCAUUUCAGCUCCAUGGAUAUUUCUCUUUGCACCAGACAUGAUCUCUCCAUUGCUAUGCAGCUCCAAUGUUAUCCUUCUAGUUCUUACAGGCAUUUUUCAACAAUACUGGGUUCACCAGGUCAGGAAAGUGAGAUUGCAGGGCUAUUAUGAGUUCAGCCAGAAACUGAAGCAUAUUGCUCGACUUCCAUUUGCUACCAUUGCUAGCGGGACUGCUCUGAUGCUCUUAAUCAUGGUCUGGCAACCUCUUGUACACAUUCUAUCAGUCUCGCUGCUGCUGAGGAUUGCUAUUGUUGUUGAAGUCACGUGUACUGGCUGUUUUAUGGGCUUAUACAUAUGGCAUAUCCACAGAUACAACUCUUUGGAUGGUCAGCCUGAUAUUCUGCGGUCAUUAUAUUCUGCACUCCAGCCAUCUAAUACUUUUGAAGAUCAAAGGUAUUAUGAUGCCCGUCUUUCUGAUCAGCAGAUGGCAUUACUUCAGUACCAAAGGGAGAAUAUUCAUUAUCUGAGUGAGGAGGUCCUCCGCUUGCAAGAAUGCUUAAGCAAAUACCAGAGAACUGAUGCUGGGACAACUCCUCAGGUUGAUCUUGCCCAUCUUUUAGCAUCUCGUGAUCAAGAACUUCGAGCCCUUACCGCCGAGAUGAAUCAAGUGCAUUCUGAGCUUCAACUUGCCCGUGGUUUGAUUGAUGAAAAGGACUCAGAGAUCCAGCGUAUUCGUGUGAGCAACAACCAAUAUGUCGAAGAAAAUGAUAGACUCAGAGCUAUUCUUGGUGAAUGGAGUGCUCGAGCAGCAAAGCUUGAACGAGCGUUGGAGGCUGAGCGAGCAUCAAAUGUUGAAUUGCGGAAGAAUGUUGCAAAGUUGAGAGGUCGUUUGUACAGAGAGCAGGAGGCCUGAUUCCCCUUUUCUAGGAGCAUGUACAUGUUGGGUAUAUUCUAGCUAGUUCCAGAAUUGAGAAUUUUACCUAGGCAGCUGACUAAAGUUAAUCAUCUCAUGGAACACGAGAAUUCCAGAUGAUCAACCCAAGUUUUUGAUAGAGGAGCAACUGUCUAGAUUCGUUCGAAUUGAAUCUGAUUACAAGAUGGGCACAAUAUUAUGUAUAUGCAUCGGGGAGAAGGUGAAAGGAUUUCUUGUGAUUUGUCGAAUGCAUAGUUUGAUCAGAUGUAAAGGUCUUCAUAGGUUUGAUUAUGUGGAGUAUGGUAUUCCUGUGGUUAGAGACUGCUGGGUUUGUUAUGUGGUUGUGUUUGCUCCUACGAAUCUUGAGACAACGGUGGAGUUGCAUUGACUGAGUUGUUA